ACUACUUUCGAGCAGCCUUCAUGAGCAUGUUUGGAGAGCCCUUUGACUAAAGCUCAAUAAAUCAGGUUCCCACCUGCAUGUUCUAGGAGAUUUAUGUCACUCGUAGGCUUCGCAAUAAGGGAGGCAUUGGGCACAGCUGAUCAAGGCCUGAGUUUGCCUCAAGUACCAUGAAUCUGAAGGUCACGAAUCUGAAGGUCACGAAUCUGGAGUUUGGAUACUGCCAUGGUCUAACUUACAGCAACACUGAUGACUGAGGACGACGCUGUCUGCAAUCGGUUGCCCACAAACUGCAGUACAUCCUGACCAAGAUUCAUGGCCAUCCCAGGGGUGGGAGUAUCCUACAGCCCCCCCACAGAUCUCCAACGAGAAAAAGAAAAACACAGCUUCAAACACGGAACAGCCGAUGCUGGUUUUGACUCUGAGAGGGGACAGUUAAAAGGUUCUUGUCGGAGAAGACUAUCACUGAAGCGCCUGUGAAUAGUCACUUGAGACAAAAGGAAAGGACUUGACGACCACGAAGGCGAAGCAGGCUAAUAUGUUCAAGCAACCGCUUUAUAGGAGCUCGGCCAGGCUUUUUCUUUCACUGUGAGCAGGUUGGCGGAGUGAUGUAGUGUAGUGGUUUGGAUUUUUGAAGAGGUGGAGGAAGGUAGGGGAGGAGGCAGGGAGGGAGGGAAGGAAGGCUUUUCUACUUAGACGAGGGCGAAGGGACUGUACUGUAGUUUGAGCACCUCUUCGUCGUGUUUUUGUUUCCACGACUGCGAUGCUCAUGUUGCAGCUUCGCAAUGAUGUUGAGGUUGCUGUCAGGAAAGCCAGUGGAGGGGGUAGCGCGUGACGGAGGUGUUGGUGAGGUGACCUCAUAUCGCUUAUUUUUAUUUUUGACUUCAGUCUACCUCCUUGGGCUACAUAUUAGGUCAGAGAGUUUCCAUGGCUAUGUUUUCUUGUUAACAGUUCCGUCCAUGUGUCUGUGUUAAUGUCUUGAAAUGAAACUUGGUCUUCUGUCAAUAGUAUGGUGGCUAUUUUAAAGAACAUGUCUUAAGAGACCGAGUCUCCCUUAUUUUUUCGGUUCUGUCACGGAAAAAACUCCUGCAGUUUCUAGCUGGAAGGGUUGCGUUGUUGAUCUUUUGAGGCGUCUCAGAAAGGACUGCCUUGUCAAAGAUGACUGACAUCUGCAUUUGUCUCGCAUCAGAGACCCUCUCAGCUAAUGUUGUGCAGCCAAUUGCUGUUGAAUCAUCAAGCUUAAUUAUGUGUCACGAUGACAGACACGGCGAUGGGAAAAAAUUGCAGCGGUGCAUGCAGGCACACUAAGAGUAUUUUCAUUCAGGUGGCUUUGAUUUCUAGCUACAGAAAACGCCCAUCUCGUAAUUAAAAAAAUAUUGAUGGUAUGUACAAGAUAUUUGACUGAAAAGGCCUUGGAAUGCACACACAAAUUAUGGAGAGGGCAACUGGUGAGCUUCCGAAAGAGGUUCGGGAGAGUUUGCAAAGACAGCGAGGCACAGAACUAGCACGAUGGUAUACUUUGAGUGCAGCGCAGGAAACAGAUGUAUUCUCUAUGACUAUCCCUCUUUAGACCUAGCACUAGAGUCGAGUUGAGAUAAAAAAAGAAUUCAGCUCGAAGAUGGUACUUGAGACUAGGUUCCGUCUUAGAAGUAACAUGGUUAGCAGCUAUUGUGAGAAGAUGGCGGAUAGAUGAGAAAACUAGCAGAUAUUUAUGUUCAGUUAAGCGAAUUCGGGGACAACGAUGGACAAUUCAAGUUUGUUAUUUUUUCGAAUAUUGCGGAAUCAUAAAUUGAAACAAUGACGAAGGGAAGAUCACAGGCAUGGCAAGGCUCCUUUGUAUUGAGGCUUCAACUUAGGGAGAUCAUGACAACUGUGGCCGUCAUGCAUCGGCUGCUUUGUAGAAUAUGGUAGUGGUUUUGAGCAGAAGGAGACCAGAAUGAACAUCUCUAGGACUUUGUUUGGAUGGUCUUCCCCGCAUAUUCAACCACUGACCCCCGUGUCGGAGGUCUCUGAACCACCAGAGUCGCCGUCUCCUUAUAACCUUGACACUGGAUCAGACUUUGGAGAGCAGGUACAACAAGACUCCGUUGCAGAAGAAGUUGAAGAAUUAGAUCUGCCGUCGCCACCCACUGUUCCCUUCGCGAAGCUUUUCGUUUACGCAGAUGCCUUGGAUUGGAUUCUUAUGACCUUUGGCAGUAUUGCUGCAGCUGUCCAUGGGGCAGCCCUCCCUAUUUUCCUGCUUUACGUGGGAAAGAUAAUCAAUUUAUUUGCACUGUAUCAACAUGACUUGCAUUUGAAUCGUCAACAUCAGAUUUCCUCAGCAUCUCAACACGCGUUGGCCGACGAAGUAGAAAAACAUGCAUUGUACAUAGUUUACAUUGCUGUGGCCGUUUUUGCUGCUGGAUGGGUAGAGGUGGCUUGCUGGCUCUACACAGCGGAGAGACAAUCAGCUGUUUUACGGUCACAAGGAGUCCAGAUUCUGUUGCACCAAGAUCUGGGCUAUUUCGACCACUUUGCUGGAAGCGGCGAGUUCGUGAGUCAAAUAUCGAAAGAUGUCCUCUCUGUACAUGACAUCCUUAGUGAAAAGGUGGACAACUACAUCCACAAUAUGGCAACCUGCGUAGCCAGUCUCACAGUGGGCUUCAUUUGCUGCUGGCCUGUAGCUCUUGCGACUUUGUGCACAACACCCUUCAUACUAGCCGCAGGAAUCGUGUCUAAUCUGUUUCUUACUCGUCUUGCCGAACACGUCCAAGAAACUUACUCUGAAGCUGCGCUCAUCGCGGAACAGGCAAUCCUGUACAUCAAGACAGUGUAUGCUUAUGCAAAUGAGACGAUUGUGAAGUAUGCUUAUGCCAAUGCACUUCAGUCCACCCUGCAAUAUGGGGUGCAGAUAAGCCUUGUCCAAGGGCUUGGACUUGGAUGCAUCUACGGAAUUGCCAUGUGCUCAUGUGCAUUGCAAAUGUGGAUCGGUUGGUAUUUAACUACACGUCACAAAGCUAAUGCCGGACAAGUAAUUGUAACUCUGUUUGCCAUAAUCCUUAGUGGCUUAGGCUUGAACCAGGCAGCGACCAAUUUUCAGGCCUUUGAUCUUGGCAGAGCCGCAGCACACCGAUUAUUUGAUCGAGUUCUGAAGAGCAAGCUUCCAACCAACAGUAGUGUAGCAGCGGAUGACAUGGUCACUUUGAGUGACGUACAAGGCAACAUUGAGCUCCGGAAUGUUUACUUUAGUUAUCCGAGCCGUCCUGAUGUGCCAGUUUUAAGUGGACUUUACCUCACACUUCCUGCACGAAAGACGCUGGCACUUGCAGGAAGUAAUGGCUCAGGGAAGAGCAGUGUAAUUGCUUUGAUUGAGCGUUUUUACAGCCCUACAUUAGGUGAAGUUCUUCUCGAUGGAGAAAACAUCAGAAACCUCAAUGUGGAGUGUUUGAGGAGUCAGAUUGGUCUCGUGAGUCAAGAGCCUGCUCUCUUUGAGGGUAGUGUUAAAGAUAACAUUUUGUAUGGUCGAAACGCAACAACAGAUGAGAUUGAAGAGGCAGCUAAGAUUGCACAUGCACACACCUUCAUCAGUUCGCUUCCAGAUGCUUAUAAUUCCAAGGUUGGCGAAGACAGUCUGCUGUUCACCCCUGAAAAGAAGCUUCGAAUCGCCAUAGCUCGAGCAGUUCUCAAAAAUCCACGCAUUCUUUUACUGGACGAAGCAACAAGUACCCUGGAGAUGGAGGCGGAGCAGAGCGUUCAAAAAGCACUUGAUAUCUUAAUGCUGGGCCGGUCCACAAUCGUCAUAGCGCAUCGUCUUGUUAGCAUCCGCGGCGCGGACAUGAUUGCUGUCCUCGAAGAAGGACAACUCGUUGAGAUGGGCACACAUGAGGAAUUGUUGAGAGUGGAUGGAGCGUAUGCUGACUUAAUCCGUCUUCAGGAUACAGCAAAGCAGCCACGGAGGCCUCCGCCGAAGACGUUUGUACCGGCUCCACAUCAAGACAAUGUUUCUCCGAAUUAUAGCAGACCUGUUUCACCUCUACCACCAUUUUGCCUCGGUAAGAGUGUUCGCGAGCUGCCAGCCAGCGACAACAUGUUCGAAUCACCUCCACUGUUGGUUAGCCCCCCAGCAGAUCGGAAGGCAGACAACAUCGUUCCAAAUGAUCCAAAGUUACAAGAAACGAAAGGAGAAUCAAUUCUAAAAGCAAGGGAUGCUUUUGAUAACACAUACCUCAAGAGCUUGCCUCGAAUCGAUGUGCACCACCAACGUCAAAAGUCACACUACUCAAAUAAUUCAAAUCCUUCCACUCCAGAGUCGCCUAUAUCUCCUCUUUUGAAUUCCGACCAGGAUGAGAGAUCUCACUCCAAGACCUUCAGCAGGUCCCUAUCCCAGGCCUACGAUCUGAAUAUGCCUCUUGAGAAUCAAGUCGUCGAAAGUGAAGACAUUCCUUCGUGGUGGAGGUUGGCGAUUUUGAGCACUCCCGAGUGGUUCUGUGCAUUGCUCGGCAGCGUCGGGGCUUGUUUGCUGGGCUUUUUCAACCCUCUCUUCGCACUUUUGAUUGCACAGGUAGCAGAGACGUACUUUUAUGGAAACAAGAGAAUCAUGUGGCACGAGGUUUCAAAGUGGUGUCUGCUGGUGGCGGGUAUGGGGCUGGCCACUGUCCUUUUCAACUUCUUGCAACAUUUCUAUUUUGGCAUCAUGGGAGAGAAAAUGACUGAGCGGGUGCGCAGACUCAUGUUUUCAGCUAUUCUGCGAAAUGAGGUGGCUUGGUUUGAUAGAGAAGAGAAUAGUGCAGAGCUCCUGUCCAUGCGUUUAGCUAACGAUGCGACUUACGUCAGAGCAACUUUCAGCAACAGGCUGUCAGUUUUCAUCCAGCAAUUCACAUCAACAGUAUUGGCAUUGACUUUGGCUUCGAUCAUGCACUGGCGCUUCGGAUUGGUGUCCUUGGCUACUGUUCCGCUACUCAUUACCGCUUCUAUCUCUCAGCACAUGUGGAACUCGGGAUUUUCAGGAGACAUGAGGGGAGCCCACGACCGAGCGCGGCGAGUGUUGGAGGAAGCUGUGGCCAACAUUCACACUGUCAUGUCCUUCUCAGGAGGGCAGAAGGUGCUGCAGCUUUAUUGCCAGCAGCUCAAACAACCUCUUCGGCGAAGCCUCGUGAGGGGGCAAGUCUGUGGCAUUGCAUUCGGUGUAUCCCAAUUCUUCCUCUUUGCUUGCAACGCCUUCCUUCUUUGGUACGGCUCCCACGUCUUGCGCAGAGAAAGCAACACGAGCUUCCCAAAUAUUAUUAAGGCGUACCUUGUAUUCACAUUCACAGCAUUCUCUCUAAUAGAGGUCUUUGGACUGGGACCGUCUGUUUUGAAGCGGCGAAAGAGUGUAGCUCCAGUGUUCAGCAUCAUCAAUCGUCGCUCACAAGUGGAGGGGCUAGGAGAUGACGCUGGACAAAAACCAUCUCACCUCGUUGGCCUUAUUGAGUUCCGAGACUUAGAAUUCAGGUACCCAAUGCUACCAGAGUUUCCCGUGCUGACCAAGUUCAACCUGAGAGUGGCACCGGGUCAGACAGUGGCCCUCGUUGGCACGGCAAGCUCGGGCAAGAGCACAGUCCUUGCCCUCUUGAAUCGAUUCUACGAGCCUCUCAGUGGCCAAAUCCUGCUGGACGGCAACGACCUUGGUUCUCUCAAUCUCCACUGGCUCCGAAACCAUGUGGCCACGGUGCAGCAGGAGCCCGUUCUCUUCUCCACCUCCAUCAGGGAGAACAUCAUUCUUGGGCGACAUAAUGCUACCGACGCUGAGGUCAUCGAAGCUUCCCGGAUUGCUAACGCCCACCAUUUUAUUAGCAGCUUACCCCACGGCUAUGACACCCACGUUAGGAUGGCUAGUUUGCAGUUAACCCCAAGCCAGCGGUUGCGCAUCACCAUAGCGCGUGCUGUGCUGAAGAACGCCCCGAUCCUGCUCCUUGACGAGCCCACCAGUAACCUCGAAGCCGAGGCCGUGAGAGUCGUGCAAGAGGCAGUGGAGCAUCUCAUCACAGGCAACCACACCACUCUGGUGGUGGCUCACCGGCUGGCGCUUCUGAGACGGGUCGAUCUGGUGGCCAUGCUGCACGAUGGACAGAUUCUAGCGGAGGGCACCCACGAUGAGCUGAUGAAUCGGUGCGGCCCGUAUGCUCGCAUGAUGCAGCCCCAGUUCAGCAGCAGAUCCAUCAAGCUGCACCACUCCUCCAGCUGAUGCAUUCGUGUUCUUCACCGGCGUUGUGAUGGAAUUCUUUCAGAUUGAUGUCCUGUGCCUUGCCUUGCACUUUGUGAACUGUGUCGGAACUUGCCUUGCAUUGACUUGUUAUUUUAUUGCUGAAGCAUCAAAGCGGUCUUCAAACUGGGUUUCUUACCGACA
Molecule: messenger RNA, 6361 nt
Organism: Physcomitrium patens
Lineage: Eukaryota; Viridiplantae; Streptophyta; Bryopsida; Funariales; Funariaceae
Source: RefSeq, a predicted model, not a curated record